Messenger RNA from Folsomia candida, 2852 nucleotides. RefSeq lists its product as uncharacterized. The coding region runs from base 1172 to 2701 and encodes 509 amino acids. Lineage: Eukaryota; Metazoa; Arthropoda; Collembola; Entomobryomorpha; Isotomidae. The transcript has 3 exons. The record is from RefSeq and is a predicted model, not a curated record.
AUAGAUUGCGAGAUGGAUGGAGAAGAUCAUUUACUUACUUUAUUUCGCAUUUAACCAGACGACAUUAUUUACUCGCAGAGAGAAAUCUAUUACACAUUUGUUAUUCUUCCAAGUGGAAGAAGUUAGUUAUUAGUAAAUAAAUUAUAAUUGUAAAUCGUUUAAUACAUUAAGUCUUGUGCUACUGAACAUUAAGUUCGUAGCCCGGCUUAAACUAUGUAGUGUGAGAUAUUAUUAUUAAGUGUUUGUUCUUGUUGAAUUGCAACUUUGUGUCGAGUGUGAGACUGCAUUUACACGAAUUGCUUCCUAGUCGUUUAUGUGCAAUUGUGUGCAUCUUUGUCAUACACAAGCAGCUAAUCCUAAGCAAAUGAGUGAAUAAUAAACUGGAGCGUAUUUAACACUGUCAAAACACACUCUGUAAAUACCAGAGUUUAUUGCAAAUUGAUCGAUAUUUCAUGUAAUAAUCGUGUCAAGUGCGAUAUAUAAAGUUUGCUGAUCACAGUAAUUAUUGCAGUGAUAUAAAUAUAUCACCAUACCGGAAAUGGCCGUAAUAAUAUUUAGCACUUGAAUUGAAAAUAUAGUGCAGGAGAGUAUGUACAUAAAAAUAUGCAUAUAAAACUGAGGAUGAGUGAGAUAUUUGAGGCAUCUGCUCCUCUGCUAAAACUCUCGAGAUAAAAAAAGAGGAUUAUUUAUUUGUGAAUGAGUCUCAUUCGGUGAUAAUAAUACUGCAUAUGCAAUGUAACUGGUCGGAAUAUUAAAGCCUCUGCAUAUGCAUGUGAAACUUGAAUGAUAUCACGUUAUCAUCCAUCACUGUGCAGAACGGAGAUUGAGAUAUUUGACUUUGUGCAUACCAGGUCGAACCAGUAGUUAUUGUGCUGAAGGGUAGAAAUGAGUCAAUAAAAAUACGAGAAUUGUGUUAUUACUCUGUUUUGUGUAGGAUAUAUGGAAAUGAAAUUGUGAAAAUGAGUAAGUGAUACUUUAUACGUGUCCGUGUAUCAAAUUUCUGUGGCGUUUUUGACUGGAAUUUUCCUAAACGGGAGGUGGUACAGCUUGGAUACAUAUAAAGUUUGAACAAAAGUGCGUACUUGGUUUUAGUCUGAACCGGCUCAACUUGCUGAGCAGAUUUUAAACCAGACUUUUAUCUAUGUGAUCUCAAAACACCUCCCAAUUUACAAUGAGACGUCCCAAUUUGCAAGAAGACUACAUUCCCGACCAAUACCUGCAAUAUUCCCCCGAAGAAUAUAACCAAUAUCCCCCUCAAAACGAACUAUCUGGUCGUGGGAGACCUGCACCGCCAAUCUGGCUCCCACCACCACCCCCACUCUCAUCGGAGGAAAAUUCUCGUGCCAGUUCCGCCCUGUCACUUUCUCAUCGUCAACAUGAAGACGAAUUUGACGACGACGAGAAUUCGAACUAUUCGGACGAUGGUGAUCGACAGCAAUAUGUCCCGACUGCUGAUGACAGUGACCCCAACCAACAAGCUCGAUGGGGUCGGAGUAACUUUACACGGGACGAACUUAUCGCGCUAGAUAUUCCCCUGCAGACGAAAAAUAGUAAUUCUCGCCCUCCAAUUUUCGCAUCGAAAACUGUGCAACUGACGCUGUGUCAGAAAAUCGUCAUCACAAUUAUCAUCAUCCUUCCGGCGUUAUGUUUCACCGCGGCGGCUCAUUUUAUUAACGAUAUCAUGACAGACUUUAAACUUUUUAGUGCAAGUUUCUCCGUUUUUCAAGGCGUUUUCUGGCCAUCGUUCAUAUUUUUGGUGAUUGAUGCCAUUUCCGGAGCAACUUUACGGGAUGGUGGGGACGAGCCUUCGUCGCGAUGUCUGGGGCUUUGUUGGGCGAAUGGGAGGUGGAAAUUGACGCUUUGGUUGAUUUUUCACAGCAUUCUUGCCUCAAUCUCCGUAAUUGCUCAACUGUUAUCAAUUCAACGAUUAAAUAUCAGCGUGUCUCUGGCACUUUCCUUUAGUUCGACGAUAUUCGUAAUCUUACUCGCGCAGAUAAAUCGAGACAAAAGGUUUAGUCUUGAAUUGAUUGCGUUUUCGAUUUUGGGAUAUCUCGGUUUUGUCGUGGUGGGAAUUCCUGCUAUGACAUCGACUCGCCGGAUGGACUCUGUAGACUUGACGGCCGGAGUGAUCGCAUCCCUCAUCGCAUCUUCCACCGCAGUCCCGGCCACCUUCAUUUUAAGCAAGCUACGCCAAGAAAAAGUCGCCGAUUCCGUAAUAGCGACCUCUUUCUCCUUUCACGGCUCUGUGUUCAGUCUCAUCAUAAAAAUUUGUAUAGACACCUCCCCCCAUUUUAUCCCUCGGUUUGACCCCACGUCGAUCCAGUGGGCGGCUGCAAUCACGGCACUCGUCAUAUUCGGCACCGUUUUCACCAUAUUGGAAGGAAAAUUCAGCCAGAAUUACAAACUCAACGUGAGAAGUGAUGGAUUCGGAUAUUGCAACAUUUUAAGACUGCGACUCCUCAUUUUUGCGUUCUCGUGUGCCUGGGAAAUUAUCCGACAAGGGAUUUGGAACACUUUUCCCGACGCUUUCGACAUUUUUGGCAGCGUUUUCGUCUUCUCCGCAUUUUUACUUGCGGUCGGAUAUGAAGCCUGGUCACUCCGAAUGUCGGAAGAAGUAAAGAAUUCCAGUCGACCGUUUCAAUUCUUCCCGUGGCUUUUAUCCACUAAAAAAUCUCCCAGCAGUAACAAUACGUGGAAAUGAAAUGCGUACGCUGGAUAUACGAUUUAAUUUAUUGACGAAAGUGCCAAUUUUUAUGACUGAUCUGAAUUUUAGUUAGCUAUUUAUACAAACAUAAAUACGUAGCAAUUAGCAAUAAAUCUCGAUAAAAUGCCAUAUACAAAAUAAUUACGAA